Suillus bovinus is the source of this 1301-nucleotide messenger RNA. RefSeq lists its product as uncharacterized. Bases 215 to 1129 code for a protein of 304 amino acids. Lineage: Eukaryota; Fungi; Basidiomycota; Agaricomycetes; Boletales; Suillaceae. The record is from RefSeq and is a predicted model, not a curated record. The transcript is spliced from 13 exons.
CGUCACAGCGUUUAGUUGUGCUGGCGACUCUGUCGCUCGAUGAUUGAUGAAAUACUAACUUAGACGACACAAAGUCGUACCAUGAGGCUGGAUCCACCCACGUAAGAAGACUCUUCCUAGCUCACGCAAUCAGACUUUGGAUCAGGAGCUUAUAUAUUGGCAUCAGGAUCACCCACCCAGUCUACGAGCCAGUCCAGGCCCAUACUAUACGGAUAUGGCGUCGUUAUACUGGAUGGAGUGUUACACACAACAGACGAUCAAGUAUCUUCGAGUUGCACCAACCGCAAUCUGGAUACUCGAUUAUCUUUUGACCCUUGAACACGAAGUCCGUCUGUUCAGCAGCAUUAGAUGCUGGAGCAUUGUCACUGCUAUGUUUAUCGUAGCCAGAUAUGCUCCCAUAGCAUGGAUUAUCAGCGAAAUAUAUGCCACUCUUAUGCCACAGUCAGUGGAAACGUGCUUGACAUCAUAUCGAAUUAGUGGGGCGUCCCUGUUUCUUAUCAUGCUCUCCGCAGAAGGUCUGCUUCUUAUGCGCAUACUUGCCUUAUGGCAUAACAACAAGAAGAUAAAGCUAUUUUUAUUGGCGAGCUACUUGCUUAUUGUCGUCUCCAUGGCCACUUGCGAUGCACUUGUGGGGCUUCUGCUCGAAAGCAUAUGUGUGCCCACAUCGACUCCGGCCGCUUUAGAGUUUACUGCUGAGAAAGCGGAAUACCUAGUAAUGGGCAAGUUUAUCAGCGCAGCGCUGUUUGAACUCACAGUGGUCAUUCUUACAAUAUAUCAUUCAAUACGGUCGCGUUCUGAUGGUAUACGAACCAUUGGUAAUGUGACGUCAACUCUGUUGAAGGGAAGUUUGCUAUAUGCGCUGACACUUCUUGCAAUUUCUAUUGUAAACAUAGUUUCUUUUUCAUUACCGGUUUCAUCACAGUGGCAGGGUGGGCUUGCAGACGUAUUCCAAGGCGUCCUGCAUGGUGUCUUGGCUUCGCGCAUUCUUUUUGAUCUUAGAGAUCUGGGGCGUACAAUUCAAAAUGGAGAACAUGGUUGUUUAUUCACCUCACACGUAUCUCUUCCUCGCACUCCGUGCGCAUCAGAAUCGAUACAAAUGUCUGUCUUAUCCACCGAAAGCAAUGCAUGAUCAUACCUCGCCGUGUAGAACGUCUUGAGAUUAAAAGCAUCGCACGCACUGUACGUCGCAUCUUGACCGCUUGAAUAAACGCACCUCUCGUUUCAAAAUCGAUGUAGCUGAUACUAUCUCGUGUUUGUCAUUCAGCGGAGGAUACAUCGAAUGAUCUAGGAUGACGUUGUAU